AAAAAUAUGCUCUCCGAACCCAAUAUCUUCCAAGAGACCCAGAAUCAAACGUGGGCUCAUCAGCUAUAGCACUCUCCCUCAUGUGCCCUCGAUUGCUCGUCUGCCGUCGGCGGUCAGGUACUGUUGUGUAGCAGCGACGUCGUCUAUCAGGUACUGUUCUCUCUUCUGGAACUGAGUCGUUAAAUCUUUCGUUCCAGAUCGAUAUCGUACAGCAAUUGGGUACGCUCGAUCCAGAUCGAAAUCCGUAGGGGGUGAGCGAAUUAGGCAACUAUGUUUCUGAUGGUUAAAGUGAGUACUUAUUUGUUUGAUCUAGCGUUAUUUUUAUUAAAAGUUGUGUUUGGAGUCUUGGACAAUUGAUUGGAUGGUAUUUAGUGUUAGCCGAAUAAUAUAUAUUAGAUUCUUUGUUUUUUCCUUUUUUGUGUAGAUUGGUUUCUGAAUUUAUCACUUGUCUUUCGGAUGGAAGUAGCCUCUGCUAACAUUGAGCAAGUACCAGAUGGUGAGUGCAAUGAUAUUGUAACUGAUAGAGAUGGUGUCCUGACAGAAUUAGAUGUUGAAAAUGGUGUCCUUGAAGGAAGAAAGCAAUUUGUUGCCCCCGCUGUUGGAAUGGAAUUUGAGUCUUAUGAUGAUGCUUAUAAUUAUUACAACUGCUAUGCUAAGGAAGUGGGAUUUCGUGUUAGAGUGAAGAAUUCAUGGUUUAAGAGGAACAGUAGAGAGAAGUAUGGUGCAGUACUUUGUUGCAGCAGCCAGGGUUUCAAAAGAAUUAAAGAUGUAAACCGUUUAAGAAAAGAAACAAGAACUGGCUGUCCUGCAAUGUUAAGGAUGAGGUUAGUGGACUCCAAGAGGUGGAGGGUACUUGAAGUUACACUUGAACAUAACCAUUUGUUAGGUGCUAAGAUCUACAAAUCAAUUAAGAAGGUGGGAAGUGGAAUGAAAAGGAAGUCACAGUCAAGUUCAGAUGCAGAAAAACGAACAAUUAAGUUGUACCGAGCACUUGUGAUAGAUUCAGGGGUCGAUGGGACCUCAAAUUCGAAUCCAACAGAUAUCAGGAAUUUUCCUGAUCAUCCCAAUCAGUUGAACCUUAAAAAAGGUGACACACAAGCAAUCUAUAACUAUCUUUGCCGAAUGCAGUUGACUAAUCCGAACUUCUUUUACUUGAUGGACCUCAAUGAUGAUGGGCGGUUAAGGAAUGUGUUCUGGAUGGAUGCUCGGUGUAGGGCAGCCUGUGGUUAUUUUGCUGAUGUGAUAUACUUUGACAACACAUAUUUGUCAAAUAAAUAUGAGAUCCCACUUGUGGCAUUUGUAGGGAUAAAUCACCAUGGGCAGACAGUAUUGCUUGGUUGUGCCCUGCUUGCUGGGGAGACAACGGAAUCUUAUACUUGGUUGUUCAGAGCUUGGCUUACAUGUGUAUCAGGACAGUUUCCACAAACAAUUAUUACUGACAGGUGCAAGGCUUUACAGAGUGCAAUUGCAGAGGUAUUUCCAAGAUGCCAUCAUCGGUUUGGUUUGUCACACAUCAUUAAAAAAGUUCCCGAAAAAUUAGGAGGAUUGCGCAACUAUGAUGCCAUUAGGAAGGCAUUGAUUAAAGCAGUUUAUGAAACUCUGAAGGUGAAUGAAUUUGAAGCAGCAUGGGGAUUCAUGAUUCAGCGUUUUGGGGUUGGUGAUCAUGAGUGGCUUCGUUCUUUAUAUGAAGACCGAUUUCGGUGGGCUCCAGUUUAUUUAAAAGAGACAUUUUUUACUGGAAUGUCGGCUGCACGUCCAGGUGAAACCUUAAGUCCAUUUUUUGACAGAUAUGUGCACAAACAAACUCCACUGAAAGAAUUUCUUGAUAAGUAUGAAUUGGCUCUGCAAAAGAAGCAUAAGGAAGAAGCUCUUGCAGAUAUUGAGUCACGAAGCUCAAGUCCCACUUUAAAAACAAGAUGUUCCUUUGAGUUCCAGCUUUCAAAAGUUUACACAAGAGAAAUUUUCAAGAAGUUUCAAUUUGAAGUGGAGGAGAUGUAUUCUUGUUUUAGCACUACACAGUUACACGUUGACGGGCCAAUCAUAAUAUUCUUGGUCAAGGAGCGUGUUGUGGUUGAGGGAAAUAGGCGAGAGAUUAGAGAUUAUGAAGUUCUGUACAACAGAACAGCAGGCGAGGUUCGUUGCAUUUGCAGUUGCUUUAACUUCUAUGGGUAUUUAUGUCGACAUGCAUUGUGUGUGCUUAAUUUUAAUGGAGUGGAGGAGAUCCCUUCCAAGUACAUUUUGUCGAGAUGGAAAAAGGAUUUCAAGCGUAUAUAUAUUCCAGAUCAUGGCUCCAGUAAUGCCGAUGACACCAACCGCAUGCAAUGGUUCAAUCAGUUAUAUAGAAGUGCCUUGCAAAUUGUAGAGGAAGGUGUGAUUUCUCUUGACCAUUACAAGGUAGCAUUGCAAGCAUUUGAAGAGUCAUUGAAUAGGGUUCAUGAUGUAGAGGACAAAAGGGGCAUUUUUGAUAUUUUAGCCCCAUAUCAAACUUCAGUUCAGUUCAGUUCAGUUCAGAAAAAAAACCUUCAGUUCAGUUCGAUCGAACUAAGCCACUUUGUACGUCACGCGCCACUUUCCUUGCUGAGCGAGUGUACUUGCCGAUUUUCCGGAAGCUCCCCCGCGACUCUCCGAUCAGAUAUGGAUGAAGUUUCUCUGAACACGGAGCCAGCGGGCGAUGAUGAUGCUGAUGAAUUUGAGAUUGAAGGAGACUGUGCAAUGACAGAUUUUAUCAGUCAAACUGGCAUUAUUCAAGGCGAGAACCCUCUCCCUCCUGUUGUUGGAAUGGAAUUUGAUUCUUACGAGGAUGUGUAUUACUUCUACAAUUGCUAUGCCAAGCAACAGGGAUUUGGGGUUAGGGUAAGCAAUACGUGGUAUAGAAAGAGCAAGGAAAGAUACAGAGGAAAACUUAGCUGCAGUAGCGCAGGUUUCAAAAAGAAGAGUGAAGCAAAUCGCCCAAGGCCAGAAACUAGAACCGGUUGUCCAGCAAUGAUAAAGUUUAGGUUAAUGGACUCGAACAGGUGGAGAGUUAUUGAAGUUGAGCUUGAGCACAACCAUUUGAUUAGUCCAGCAAGUGGAAAAUUUUAUAAAUCUCACAAGAGCGUAGGUGUGGGAACUAAAAGAGCGUUGCAGUUAGAUACUGCUGAAGAAGUGCAAAAGAUCAGGCUAUUUCGAACAGUGAUCAUUGAUUCUGAGGGUAAUGGAAGCAUAGAUGUUGAUGAAGGAGAAUCUGGGAAUAGAGUUGACUACUCCAAUCAAUUGAAGCUUAAAGAAGGAGAUGCCCAAGCAGUUCAGAAUUACUUUUCUCGCUUGCAGUUAAUGGAUCCAAACUUCUUUUAUGUGGUGGAUCUAAAUGAGAAAGGAUGCUUGAGAAAUUUGUUCUGGGCUGAUGCGAGGACAAGGGUUGCUUACAGUUAUUUCUGUGAUAUAGUUGCCAUUGACACUACAUGCUUGGAAAACAAGUUUGAAGUCCCGCUGGUGUCAUUUAUUGGAGUAAAUCAUCACGGACAAUCUGUGCUGCUAGGCUGUGGUUUACUUGCAAGUGAGACAGUUGAAUCCUAUACAUGGUUGUUUAGAGCUUGGCUCACAUGCAUACUGGGACGCCCUCCUCAAGCGAUCAUUACUAGUCAAUGCAGAACAUUGCAAACUGCCAUUUCUGAUGUUUUCCCCAGAGCUUCUCAUUGUCUUUGCUUAUCACAUAUAAUGCAAAAAUUUCCAGAAAAUUUGGGAGGAUUGUUCGAGUAUGAAGCAAUUAAAGAAUCUUUUAGUAGAGCAGUUUACUACUCUCUGAGGGUGGAGGAAUUUGAAGCAGCUUGGGAGGAUAUGGUCCAGCGCCAUGGAAUUAGAGAUCAUAAAUGGCUUAAAGCAUUAUUCGACGAUCGGAAGCGGUGGGUUCCAGUAUAUUUGAAGGAUAUAUUUUUGGCAGGGAUGUCCCCUGUGCAACCAAGUGAGGUUGUCUCUUCAUACUUCAAAGAAUUUCUUCAUAAAGAUACUCCUUUAAAGGAAUUUUUAGAUAAGUAUGAUCAAGCUCUGCAAACGCAUCAUCGGCUGGAAGCCUUGGCAGAUUUGGAUUCAAGAAAUUCGAGUUAUAUGUUGAAGUCAGGAUGCUAUUUUGAGUUGCAACUCUCCAAAGUGUACACUAAUGACAUUCUUAGGAAGUUUGAAUCAGAGGUAGAAGGAAUGUACUCUUGUUUCAGCACUAGUCAGUUAAAUCCUGAUGGGCCAGUCAUAACACACAUAGUGAAGGAACAAACUGAAGUUGAUGGAAAUAGGAGAGAGGUGAGAGACUAUGAGGUUUUGUAUAAUCCAUCUGAGAUGGAGGUCCUUUGCAUCUGUGGCAUGUUCAACUUGAGGGGAUAUUUGUGCAGGCACGCACUAUCAGUCCUUAACCAAAAUGGCGUGGAGGAGAUCCCGGCUCAAUACGUCCUUUCGCGAUGGAGAAAGGAUAUUGAACGCAAUUACAUUUUUGAUCAUAGCUGCAGUGGCAUUGACAUUAAUAACCCAGUUCACAGGUAUGACCAUUUGUAUAAAUGCAUUGUGCAAGUUGUGGAAGAAGGGAGGAAAUCACAAGACCGAUACAAGGUUGCAUUCGGGGCUUUGGAUGAGAUAUUGAAUAAGCUUUGUCUUACAGAGGAUCCUACCCUGUAAGUGAGAAAUUAUGUACAGAAUGAAUGGUGUAACACAUAACAUUAAGGCACCAUCUCUUUGUAGCUGGAAAUUUAUGUACAAUUUCUGUGUCAUUUUUCUCGCA
Prunus dulcis (almond) is the source of this 4744-nucleotide messenger RNA. RefSeq lists its product as uncharacterized. The record is from RefSeq and is a predicted model, not a curated record. Gene Ontology annotation, biological process: regulation of DNA-templated transcription. Bases 457 to 4641 code for a protein of 1394 amino acids. The transcript has 3 exons. NCBI's taxonomy places the organism in Eukaryota, Viridiplantae, Streptophyta, Magnoliopsida, Rosales, Rosaceae. Gene Ontology annotation, molecular function: zinc ion binding.